Molecule: messenger RNA, 1294 nt
Organism: Bufo gargarizans (Asiatic toad)
Lineage: Eukaryota; Metazoa; Chordata; Amphibia; Anura; Bufonidae
Product: gastrula zinc finger protein XlCGF67.1-like
Exons: 2
Coding region: 17-766 (249 amino acids)
Source: RefSeq, a predicted model, not a curated record
UCUGUACAAGGAGGCCAUGAUGGAGGAGCACCAGCCUCUUAUAUCACAAGAAAAUCUCAGUAAGAAAUGUGAAAAUGUCAUGUUACCACAAGAUGAAGAUAUCAUGCAGCGCUCUUCAGGAAAAAACCUAAUUUCCCUUAAUGUACAUCCAGGACUUCACAGUACAGAUCUGUCCUAUAAUCCUCCAAAUUAUGAGGAACUUUCUCCUGACCAAUCACAGAUUGUUACCACAAGUACAAGUCAGAAAAGGAUUAAAAGGUUUCAUUGUGGUAAAGAAUCCACAAACAGCUCAGGACUUUCUACACACCGAAGACGUCACAAAGGAAAGAAAAUGCAUUCGUGUUCAGAAUGUGGGAAAUGUUUCACACGGAAAUCAAUUCUUGUUAAACAUGAGAGAAUUCACACUGGGGAAAAGCCAUAUUCAUGUUCAGAAUGUGGGAAAUGCUUUACACAGAAAUCAAUGCUUGUUAAACAUCAGAGAUGUCACACAGGAGAGAAAGCAUAUACAUGUUCAGAAUGUGGGAAAUGUUUUAGACAAAAAUCACAUCUUAUUAGACAUGAGAGAAGUCACACAGGAGAGAAGCCAUAUUCAUGUUUAGAGUGUGGGAAAUUUUUUACACAGAAGUCCAAUCUUGUUACACAUGAGAGGAUUCACACAGGAGAGAAGCCAUAUUCGUGUUCAGAAUGUGGGAAAUGUUUUGCAGAGAAAUCACAUCUUGUUAGACAUGACAGAAUUCACACAUGGGAGAAGCUGCAUUCAGAAUGAGAAAAAAAAAAUUGUUUCUAAAUCCAUAAUUAGGGGUCAUUAGUGAAGUUGCACAAGAGAGAAGCCAUAUGGCCACAAUAUAAUGAAACAAUAUAUCACUUGGUCAUAGACAUGAUUUUAUUUCAGGUUGUAUAUUUGUAUAUAAAAGCUUAAUUGAUGUCACAUAACGGCUUCUAUAAAACAUCUGAUAAAUCCUGUUUAGGAAGACAUAUAUUCUGUUCAUGACUUACCGUAUUUUUCGCCCCAUAAGAUGCUUUUUUUUAACACAAAAGUGGGGGGGAAAUGCCCCUGCGUCUAAUGGGGCGAAUACUAAUGAAGACCGGAGGACCAGGAACUGGUAAAGACUCUGUACUCACUGCUUCCUGGUCCAUGGCUGUCGGCUGUGAAGGCUGCGUACUGCGUGAGGGCGCUCUGUGACAUUUGAUCAGAGCACAGCAAACAGCAAGAGGAAGAGUAUCACGAUGUAGGUGAGGAGCAGCAGCGUCCAGGAGCAGGAGAGGUAAGUGUUAUUUUAUUUAUUGAGGCUGA